This is a messenger RNA of Aspergillus affinis, 1869 nucleotides long. RefSeq names its product flavin-containing monooxygenase. Lineage: Eukaryota; Fungi; Ascomycota; Eurotiomycetes; Eurotiales; Aspergillaceae. The record is from RefSeq and is a predicted model, not a curated record. Gene Ontology annotation, molecular function: N,N-dimethylaniline monooxygenase activity; flavin adenine dinucleotide binding; NADP binding. The transcript is spliced from 4 exons. Bases 1 to 1869 code for a protein of 622 amino acids.
AUGGAUCCAUCUCGCGAAGAAGCCAUUCACCACGACCGCCAGGUGAAGAUCAUUUGCAUCGGUGCUGGUGCCUCGGGACUCUGUCUCGCAUACAAGCUGCAGCGAUCCUUUACCAACUAUUCCCUCACAAUCUACGAAAAGAACCCCGACGUGUCCGGCACAUGGUAUGAAAACCGCUACCCCGGCUGUGCCUGCGACGUGCCCUCGCACAACUACGUCUACUCGUUCGAGCCCAAGGCCGACUGGUCCUCCGUGUACGCCGGCUCGCGCGAGAUCCGCAGCUACUUCGACGGUUUUGCAAAGAAGUACAAUCUAGCCCCGUACAUUCGUCUCUCGCAUCUCGUCACACACACUCAGUGGGACGCCGAGAAGGGCCAAUGGAACGUGCAAACCAAGGACCUUGCGUCCGGCGAGACUGUCUCCGACUGGUGCCAUAUCCUCGUGCAUGCCACCGGGUACCUGAACAACCCGGCCUGGCCGGAUGUGCCGGGGUUGGACAUCUACAAGGGCACUAAGUUGCACAGCGCGGACUACGACGACAGUGUGUCUCUGGCGGACCGCGAUGUGCUUCUCAUCGGGGGUGGGUCGUCCGCGGUGCAGAUCCUUCCCGCAAUCCAGCCGAUCGCGAAGAGCGUGAAGAUCUUCAUCCGGUCGCCGGUGUGGGUCUUGCCGGAUAUUAGCGCCGAGGCGGGCGCGUUCUCGAAGGAACAGAUUGAACAGUUCGUGAAGGAUCCGGCGAGCGUGACGAAGUUGAGGCAGGAAAAUGAGCGCACGAUGAAUAGUAUCUUCACGGUCUAUCUCAAAAACACGAUCCUGCAACAACAAUGCAAGAGCCUUCUGGAAUCAGAAAUGAGGAAGCUCUUCAAAGACAAGGAGCUAGAAGAGAAACUCAUUCCCGACUUUGCCGUGGGUUGUAAACGAGUUGUCCCCUCUGGGUUCCGAUAUCUGAAGACCCUCCAAAAAGAAAACGUCACCAUCGUCCACGGCAGCGUCACCUCAUUCACCGAAUCCGGCUGCACCAGCACCAGCAACACCAACGACGAAGAGCAGCAGCAGCAGCAGCACACAGGCGACGUAAUCAUCUGCGCCACAGGCUUCAACACCUCCUACGUCCCACGCUAUCCCGUCCUGGGCCCCUCCUCUCGCAACCUGCAGACCGAACAAGAGACCUCCAUCUCCGGCUACAUGGGAGUCGGCAUCCCAGAGUACCCCAACACCUUCACGAUGCUAGGACCGUGGACGCCCGUAUCCAACGGUCCCACGCUGAUCGCCAUCGAAGCCCAAGCGGACUACAUCUGCUCCUUCGUGGACCGGUACCAAACGGAGCCGAUCCACAGCAUGGCGCCCAAGAAGCGCGCGGGCGAAGACUUCAAAUCCCACGUCGCCUCCUUCAUGGACAAAGCCGUAUGGACAGAUAGGUGCCGCAACUCGCACAAUGGCCACAAGAUUGGAGGACGAAUCCCGACGACGUGGCCGGGCAGUACGUUGCAUUAUCUAGAGGCGCUGAGGGAGCCGAGGGCUGAUGAUUGGGAGAUCGAGUACUCCGGGAACCGGUUCUCGUGGCUGGGCAUAGGAGUCUCGCAGACGGAGUGGGAUCCGACGGCGGAUUUGGGGUAUUAUAUUCGGGAGAAGGACGAUGGGGCUUGGGGAAGUCGGAGGAAACGUACCCUGCAGAUGGCGAAGACGGGGAGUUUGCCGCCGAGACAGUUGCAUCGGCAGGCGAAGUUGGCGGCCGCCGUGGGUCAGAGGAAGGGGUCUGCGGAGCCGACAGCAAAGGUCGAAUCCACGGUGGAGGUAGCGGAGGUUGAUGGAGAGGAGGGCAGUCCAAGAAAGAAGCCACGGAGUGUUGAGGCUGUGGUGCCUGUGUAG